UGUGAAUUCAGGUUCCCGAACACCAUUCUGCUUGUUGGAUGUUGCAGCGAUGAAAUCACCCACAAGUAUAAAGGCAAAACCGUUAUGACGGAGGACGAACGCUAUGAGUCACUACGCCAUUGCAAGUAUGUAGAUGAAGUCAUUCCCGACGCACCUUGGGUGAUCUCUCAAGAAUUUCUUGACAAGCACAAUAUUGACUUUGUGGCACAUGACUCUCUUCCUUACGCUUAUGCUAGUGGAGCUGGGAACGACGUCUAUGAGUUUGUCAAAUCUGCAGGAAGGUUCAAGGAAACAAAACGGGCUGAUGGGAUUUCUACAUCGGACAUUAUAAUGAGGAUUGUAAAAGAUUAUAACCAGUAUGUGAUGCGCAACUUGGAUCGUGGAUAUUCAAGAAAAGAUCUUGGUGUUAGCUAUGUGAAGGAAAAGCGAUUGAGGGUGAACAUGAGAUUGAAGAAACUACAGGAGAAAGUGAAGGAACAACAGGAAAAAGUGGGAGAGAAGAUUCAAACUGUUGCAAUGCAUCGUAAUGAGUGGGUGGAAAAUGCUGACCGCUGGGUUGCUGGAUUUCUAGAGAUGUUUGAAGAAGGUUGCCAUAAAAUGGGCACUGCCAUCAGGGAUCGAAUUCAAGAGCGGCUAAGGGGUCAAGCCUCAUAUCUCCUACAAAAUGGCCAGGAAGUUGAUGAUGACGAUGAAGAAUAUUAUGAUGAUGAUGAUGAUGAUGAACAACAUUAUGAUGACGGCGAUUAUUAUUAUUAUGAGGCAGACAAGAGAGAUGAGAAAGAAAAGUAGAUAUGGUUUUCCAUUCUUGAAGGUAGUUGGUCUAUUUCCCAUGGCCACUUUGUCUCUAUAGAGUGCCACACAAUGGUAGCAGAUGAUGGAAUAUGGAUUACUCUGGUUUUGAAAGGAAGGGUUGAAGCUUCUACCUGUAUUAGUUUUUCUUAGUAUUAUUAUAAUUAUUAUUCACUUUUUUGUGGUUGAAGUUUCUCAGAACAUACAAGUAACACAGGUAUACAUGAAAGUCCUGUUUUCUGCUUGGCAAAAUUGGCUUUCUUGAAACGUGUUUCUGGUUGGUCAUGUAAGCA
Quercus lobata is the source of this 1082-nucleotide messenger RNA. Its product is annotated as choline-phosphate cytidylyltransferase 1-like. The transcript is spliced from 7 exons. The annotation marks the transcript as partial. Lineage: Eukaryota; Viridiplantae; Streptophyta; Magnoliopsida; Fagales; Fagaceae. The record is from RefSeq and is a predicted model, not a curated record. Gene Ontology annotation, molecular function: choline-phosphate cytidylyltransferase activity; phosphatidylcholine binding. Gene Ontology annotation, biological process: CDP-choline pathway.